This is a messenger RNA of Lachancea fermentati, 1119 nucleotides long. The record is from the annotation of a GenBank genome assembly. NCBI's taxonomy places the organism in Eukaryota, Fungi, Ascomycota, Saccharomycetes, Saccharomycetales, Saccharomycetaceae.
AUGUUCAUUAAAAACGAUCACGUCGGUGACAGGUCUCGCUUGGAAGAUUGGAGAAUUAAGGGUUACGAUCCAUUAACCCCACCUGAUUUACUUCAACAUGAGUAUCCCAUCUCUGAGAAAGGUCACAAGAUCAUCGUGGAUGCCAGAGAGCAAGUAUGCGAUAUUCUAAAUGGUAAAGAUGACCGUUUGGUAAUCGUGAUAGGUCCAUGUUCUAUUCAUGAUCCUAAGGCUGCUUAUGAGUACUGCGACAAGCUAGCUGCACUAUCUAAGAAAUUGUCCAAAGAUCUAUUAGUCAUAAUGAGAGCAUACUUGGAAAAACCUAGAACCACUGUGGGUUGGAAGGGUUUGAUUAACGACCCUGAUAUUGACAACUCUUUCCAAAUUAACAAGGGUCUCAGAAUCUCCAGAGAAAUGUUUACCAAUCUCGUCGAGAAAAUGCCUAUUGCUGGUGAGAUGUUGGACACUAUCUCUCCCCAGUUCUUGAGCGACUGCUUCUCUCUUGGUGCUAUUGGUGCUAGAACCACCGAAUCUCAACUACAUAGGGAGCUAGCAUCUGGUCUCUCCUUCCCUAUCGGUUUCAAGAACGGUACUGACGGUGGUCUACAAGUUUCCGUGGAUGCCAUGAGAGCCGCUGCCCACAGUCACUACUUUUUAUCUGUGACUAAGCCUGGUGUUACUGCCAUCGUUGGUACCGAAGGAAACUCCGAUACUUUCGUUAUUUUGAGAGGUGGUAAGCAAGGUACUAACUUCGAUGCUGAAAGCGUUAAGAAAACGCAGCAAGAAUUGAUUAAAGCCAAAGUGGCUGAUGAGGCCGGUGUUCAAAGAAGAAUUAUGAUUGAUUGCUCUCAUGGUAACAGCAGCAAGGACUACAGAAAUCAACCAAAGGUUGCUCAGGCCAUUUAUGAUCAGCUGAUUGCCGGCCAAAAUGCUAUUUGUGGUGUUAUGAUCGAAUCCAACCUUGUUGAGGGUAGACAAGACAUUCCUCCAGAAGGUGGCCGUGAUGGCUUGAAAUAUGGGUGUUCAAUUACCGAUGCUUGUAUCGGAUGGGAAACUACGGAGCAUGUCUUGGAACUUCUGGCAAAGGGUGUUCAAUUGAGAAGAGAGGCUCUCAAGAAAUGA